AUGACCAUCCCCCACACCCCAGGAAGCUCUAAGAUCACGGAUCAGCAGUCGUUGAAUGUCUUCAAAAACCUCAUACGAGUGUCCAUUUCAGAGAUCUGCUACAUUCGAAAUUUAUUUCCGGAGGAAGUGUUCAAAGACCGGGUAUAUGCUGAUAUGCGCAUCAAGUGCCUUGCUCCAAUCGACAACACGACAGACCAGUUCAUGCGAGAUGCCCAUUGUGUAACCGAGUGGCUUGAAGCAGGAGCAUUCGACGCGAUGGAAAAAAAGUACCUAUUGCAAAUGGAUUUUUGUAUUUAUGCACUGGGCAAGAACAAAUCGCCUGAAAACCUGCUGGAAUGGUAA
This is a messenger RNA of Aphanomyces invadans, 342 nucleotides long. RefSeq lists its product as hypothetical. The coding region runs from base 1 to 342 and encodes 113 amino acids. Lineage: Eukaryota; Oomycota; Saprolegniomycetes; Saprolegniales; Verrucalvaceae. The record is from RefSeq and is a predicted model, not a curated record. The transcript has 2 exons.